AUGAGUCAAUAUGUCCCGUUUGACCGUAUUGUUGACAAAUACGAAAUUGCUGGGACCGGAAAGGUUUCAAUUCGAGAUUUCCUAAGCAUUAUAGACGAAGUGGGUGCGUUACAGGUGGAUACGGCCCCAAUACUGCUAGACGAUGACCAAAGAGAGUCGGCAAAGAUUUUUAUACGCAAUAACAGUGAUUUUACUGUCACUCGUGAUGAAUUGAAGAGUCUGUUCUUCGAGUUGACGGGUCAAAAACCCGACAGCAUCCGAAUGCAGAGUUCUCGUCGGAUACGCGAUGACAAGAGUAUGAAAAACGGUCUGAAGCGACGAGAGAAAAACGAUUUUAUGCUGUUUGCCGAUGGUCUCCCCUCUGCCCCAUAUCAAAAUACGAAUAAUAUUGGCUACCUGACACCCAGGGCGGCGUCUCCGGUCAAUCCUGUUGGACAUUCGACUCCGUUGACCUUACAGAAACCGGGAAAUUCUGUACGGCUUGACGACACGGCUCCAAUGGACCAGGACUCACCGGUCAUCGAAAGUUUGGUUGAAAGGAUUCAAAGCCAGGAAGAAUUACUUCGCAAAAAGGAUGCAGAGAUACUAAACAACCGUCGGCAGAUGGAGCAUCUGUUGGAAGAGCUGGACACAACGGAAGCCGAGUACAAAAACUGCCUGUCACAAGCAAAGCUUUGGGAGAAGAAGUGCCGUGAAAGCAUGCAGGAGUCGCACAAUCUGGCUAAUCAACUACACACCGUUCACGUAGAAUACGAAGAACAAGCCUCCAAGCUCGAGCGUUUGGAGGGUAUUCUGCAAGACUUUGAAAAAGAGCGGAAAUUUGAGCUCGAAAAGCUCUCACAGCAAGAGGACCUUGAUGGUUCACAGGAAAAACUUAUACGAGAGAAUCACUCCAUGCGAACAAACCUGACCAAGUUACAACUUGAAUGCGAUCGACUUUCAAGGCUUCUCAAAUCAAAAACGGCGACGGAUGGCGUUCGUCCGCGUGGAUUAACGCCUCGUUUCACGCAAACGUCCAUCCAGGAGUGUCUUGAUAUAACAGGCGUUCCCUCCAUUGGAUCUAUUCCCCAGGAGCAACAACUUGUUUCUAACCUUGGUCUGUUAGUGAAGGAGUUAAACGACCAAAGAUUAAUUAUCGAAAAGCUUCGCCGAUUGCGUCACUCGAACAGUAAUGCUCACAAAAAAUCCUCAUGGCUCUUUUCUUCACUACAAAGUAUGAUACCCUUCGGAAAACAUUCUUACAAACACUAUAUCUUUUUGUCAUUUUUUCUCAUCGUCGGUUUGUAUAUAUUAUGCCUCUUCAUCUUUAAAAUUGGUCUAUUUUAUAAUUGGUCGGUAUUGGAUCCUUUCCAGCCUAAGGACACCUAUGUUUGGCCGCCCUCGUGA
Molecule: messenger RNA, 1386 nt
Organism: Schizosaccharomyces japonicus yFS275
Lineage: Eukaryota; Fungi; Ascomycota; Schizosaccharomycetes; Schizosaccharomycetales; Schizosaccharomycetaceae
Product: spindle pole body protein Kms2
Exons: 3
Coding region: 1-1386 (461 amino acids)
Biological process (GO): mitotic spindle pole body duplication; mitotic spindle pole body insertion into the nuclear envelope
Cellular component (GO): half bridge of mitotic spindle pole body; meiotic nuclear membrane microtubule tethering complex; mitotic spindle pole body
Source: RefSeq, a predicted model, not a curated record